This is a messenger RNA of Ziziphus jujuba (common jujube), 1945 nucleotides long. Its product is annotated as 1-acyl-sn-glycerol-3-phosphate acyltransferase BAT2, chloroplastic. The coding region runs from base 304 to 1479 and encodes 391 amino acids. NCBI's taxonomy places the organism in Eukaryota, Viridiplantae, Streptophyta, Magnoliopsida, Rosales, Rhamnaceae. Gene Ontology annotation, biological process: phosphatidic acid biosynthetic process. The transcript is spliced from 9 exons. Gene Ontology annotation, cellular component: membrane. Gene Ontology annotation, molecular function: 1-acylglycerol-3-phosphate O-acyltransferase activity. The record is from RefSeq and is a predicted model, not a curated record.
GCAAUCUAUAAUUGGCUAUGUGUACCAACUCAAAUUUUCCAUUGCGGUACAUGAAAAAUAUUCUUUUCUCAUAUAGAACUUGGAAUUAGAAAUUAAAAAAAAAAAAAAAAAAGUAAAAAUAGAAUAGCCGCUUUUGCUACCUUUUUCUUUGUCUAUCUUCCUUUGCUUCGAGAUCAUAAACAAGAACAACCUCGAGAUGGGUUGCCUCUCGAUCUCAUCUGCUCUCUCUUGACUACAAACAGGCUAGUUGGGGAUGUAUUUUAUCACAUGGUUCAUGAUCUACCAAAGUAUUGAGGUUCUGAGAUGUCUGUUUCAAGAAUGGAAUAUGGUUCUUGUAGUGCCUCAUUUGGCGCUAUCCCUUCGUUGUGUGGCAAGGGAAUACUUUCAGCUCCCAGAAUGGUGCCCCUCAAUGUUUCUUUUACUACAAAAUCUGAUUCUCUCAAGCUUGAUCUGCACUCUGGUCUGGGUUCACUUCAUGCACUGCAGUUAUUCGCUAGUAAGAAACUUUGCUUUGGCUGCUCUCCUUGUAAGAGACCCAUUUUACGAAAUUCAAAUCAUUCUUCUCCAAGAAGUUCCUUAUGCAUUCCAAGGAAGCAUGGUGAUGCAUCAAGGUGCUACUGCAGUACGCAGUAUAAGCUGAACAGACUGUAUUCUGAUGUAAAAUUGCAAAGCCAGCAUAAUUUGUCUAGCCGUGUAGUUGUAAAGUCUGAACUUAAUGGAAGUGGGACCUCUGAUGCUGCCUACGCAUUGGAAGAACUUAAUCUGGGCUCAAAAGUUAGGGGGAUAUGCUUUUAUGCUGUAACUGCUUUUGUUGCCAUUUUUUCGUUUGUGCUGAUGCUGAUAGCACAUCCUUUUGUACUCUUGUUGGAUCAAUAUCGAAGAAAAGCUCAACAUUUUAUUGCUAAAAUUUGGGCAAUUUUAACUGUUAGUCCAUUUUUCAAGAUCAAAGUUGAGGGAUUGGAGAAUUUGCCCCCGCCAGACACUCCAGCUGUAUAUGUAUCUAACCACCAGAGCUUUCUAGAUAUAUAUACACUUCUCACUCUUGGAAGGCCCUUUAAUUUCAUCAGCAAGACUAGCAUAUUUCUUUUUCCUAUCAUUGGAUGGGCCAUGUUUCUGUUGGGUGUAAUUCCUUUAAAGCGCAUGGACAGUAGAAGCCAGUUGGACUGUCUUAAGCGAUGCAUGGAUCUGCUCAAGAAAGGGGCCUCUGUCUUUUUUUUCCCUGAGGGAACACGGAGUAAAGAUGGAAAAUUAGGUGCUUUCAAGAAAGGUGCCUUCAGUGUUGCGGCAAAAAUCAAAGUGCCAGUGGUCCCUAUUACUCUUAUAGGAACUGGAAAACUCAUGCCUGCAGGAAUGGAGGGUAUCCUAAAUUUGGGAUCUGUUAAAGUUGUUAUCCAUAAGCCCAUAGAAGGAAGUGAUCCAGAUGUGUUAGGCAAUGAAACUAAAACCAUAAUAGCAGAUGCGCUCAAUCAUGAAGGCUGAGAUACCUCCCACCCCUUGUUUUAAGUGGCCUGUUAGGGGUGAUACUUCAAUACUCAACAUUUUUAUGUGCUCAGAGAAACAAAACCAGAGAGGAAUAGCUCAAACAAGGCACUAACAAAUUUUGGCUGUACUGGCUACUUCGGUGCCUUUCAAGUGGGGUAAUUCUGUGUUCUAUCUACAAAGGUUCGAGAUACAUCUCACAAAUUCGGAGGCUUUUUCUGCAAUACCAAUGGUUAGGAAUUCAACUGAUUAGUUUUGUCCCUGGACCUUGACACCAAUUGGCCUUUUCACUCUCAUUCUAAAUGUUUACUGGUGGUUUGUAUUGCUUAAAAAGAAAUUUUUGUGCCUUGCUGGAAUUUUGUUUCCUUCUUUGUACAGUACUGUACUGAACAAGGCUUAUUCGACUAAAACUCAAGAGUUAGUAAAAUUUGAAUGUGUCAAUUCAAAGAAAGUAUUGAGUUUACAA